Molecule: messenger RNA, 1071 nt
Organism: Pedinophyceae sp. YPF-701
Lineage: Eukaryota; Viridiplantae; Chlorophyta; Pedinophyceae
Source: the annotation of a GenBank genome assembly
AUGGAGUGCACCGGCUGCGACGCGCUCUUCGAGCCGGCGCCGAAGCCGAGCUGCCCAGUGGUCCUCUCUUGCGGGCACACCCUCUGCCGGUCAUGCGCCGUCGACUUGGCGAGCGCAGACCCCGGGACGGGACACCCCACCAUCGUCUGCAUCUUCUGCAGGGAGCCGCACAUCUACGCCAAGAAGGGGGCCAGCUGUGAGGACCUGGUAGCGAGCCUGCCCGUCAACCACGGGCUGCUCGAGGCGAACGCGACGAUCCUCUCCGUCACCGCCGAGAUGAAGUCCCUCCUCGGCGUCCUCCGCAAGCUCCUCCCGGAAAGCGCGGCCGGCGCUCUCGCCGAGCAGCACCAGUGGCAGGUGGCGCGCGGGCCGCCCGGCCACGAGCCCGCCGCGACGCCGGCCAACCCCCCGGCCGCCGCGGGCCUCCCCGGCGUGCCCCGGACGUCGCCGCCGGUCCGCAUGGCCGGCCAGCCGUACGCCGCGAUCCACGCCCCCGCCGUCGACACGGUCACCGCUCCCAUGGGGUGGACGCCGCCGUCGAACAUCACGGCCGAGGCGGUGCACGCGUACGGCAAGCACGCCGGCGCGCUCGCCACGGGGUCGCUGCCGUACCACAUGUGGCCCGCGCGCGCGCCGGCCCCGCGCGGCUGGUCGCCGUCGUGGGGGCCCGCGGGGCCGCCCGGGUUUUUUCCCGCCGCGGGACCGUACCCGCACCGACUCGAGGAAGCCCACCGACUAGACCCCGUGCUCGCGGCCCCGCCCGCGCCGCACCCGCGCGGCUGGGCGGCGCUGCGCAACAUCCGCGGGCCGCAGCAGCUCCCGCCGCCGUCCGAGGCGCAGAUCCGGAUGAUGGAGCUCAUCAUGCGGCCGGACCGCGCGCGCGUGGCGCCCGAGGAGGGCAACAGCGACGACGCCCGCGUGACGGUGCAGCAGCGCGAGCUGCCGCUGGCGGCCAUGAUGGGCGCCAAGGGCGCGAUGCCGGCGCCCGAGGGCAAGAACAUGAGCAACGAGACUGAGAACAACGAGCAAAUGCGCGCGCAGAAGCGGGCUCGCCUGGAUCAGCCCCAGUGA